CGGGCAAUUGAGUUGGGUGGCGGACUGGAGUUGACGACGGAGGCGGUGUAUGUACCGCAUAUAUCACCGCCCACGCCGCCGUCUUCUAUGCCUGCUUCUGCGAUCUUGCCUCCUGCACCGCAUGCGCAAGCACCACCCAUCUCGUUACCUCCUUCCACUUCGCCCUUGGAUCCGUCGCCGACCACGACCUUGACGAGUGCUGCGACACAAGCUCCCCCACAACCCGAGCCGACACCACCGGCGAUCCCGCAAUCGGUGAUGUUGAAACCGUAUAAACACCAAGUCGGCGGCCACACCGCAAUAUUCCGCUUCUCCAAAAAAGCCGUCUGCAAACCCCUCGCAAGACGCGAAAACGAAUUCUACGAAGCCGUCGAAAACCACCACCGCGAACUCCUCCCCUUCCUGCCCAAAUACAUCGGGGUGCUAAAUGUCACGCAUCGGGCCAACCCCCUGAAACCCGAGUCGGAAGAGGAGGAAGAAGAGGUGAAGCCGAGGUUUCCGGAGGUUAGUGUUGAGAGAAAUCGGCAUAUUAUUCCGGAGUGGUUGUUGCAUCCGCCGAGUGCGCCGCCGAAUACGAGGCAGAAUAGUUCGCAGAGUCCGGUUACACCCUCGAGUGCUACUUCUACGGCGUCUAUGGGGACUGCUGCGCUUCAGGCGCCGAAGCCGAAGAAGUAUGGGAGUUGGGGCGCGACGACCGUGAACCGUAAAUUACAGGAACAGGUUUUACGGGAGGUUUUUGCUCCACGCGAGCCUGGGACCAGAGAUGGUGGUAGAGGCAGUGUUCAUGGACACAGCGAACGCCGCAAAAAGCGUGGGGUAUCCCGCCCCCGAAUCCGUGAGACCAUCGUCGAAGAAGCCGAGCCAAAGGUGGUUCGGCCGAGUACGAGUCUUGAUGAUCGGGGUUUGGUGAUGGGUGUCGCGCACGGGCUCGCGAUGACGCCUGAUACGAUGGUGGAGGGUGGGGAGGCGCCGAAGGAGAAGAGGAAGCAGAGGCGGUAUUCGAGUGGUGAUGAUCGGGAGGAUACGCCUGCGCGGGAGGAAGGCGAUGGACAUGGCGGUGUCUUCGAUAUGGAUGAUCUAGGUGAUACCAUCACUGGAUCCAUGACGCCCCCCGUCAGGAGUCCAAUCGAGGGGAGUGUGGAUGUUCCGUUGGGGAGUCAAACGGUCGAUAGGAAUGUUGGAACCGCGAAGGGUACGAAUAAGGAUUUCGUGCAGGCGAGGUUGAAUUGGAGUCAGAGGUGUUACGAGAUCGCACAGGCGCGACAAGCGAAAGCGGCACUUGCUGCGGCGAAGGCUGCGCAGGCUAAUGCUUCGAGUCCGACGAAGGCUGGUGCGAUGAGGAUUGAGCAACCGGAGGAACGCACGGAACGCUUCAUCCUGAUGGAGGAUUUGACGAGCGGGAUGAAGAAACCCUGUGUACUGGACCUCAAGAUGGGAACACGACAGUAUGGAAUCGACGCGACUGACAAGAAGAAGAUGUCGCAGAGCCGAAAAUGCGCGAUGACCACCUCUCGUCAACUCGGUGUCCGUGUCUGCGGAAUGCAGGUCUGGAACGUCGCGACCCAGAUCUACAUCUUCCAAGACAAAUACUACGGCCGCGACCUCAAAGCCGGUGCAGAGUUCCAGAAUGCGUUACGGAGGUUCUUAAGUGAUGGGAAUAAGAUCCUCGUUCAGCAUAUCCCUGUUAUUCUCCGCAAGUUGACGACGUUGGAGGGGAUUAUUAGACAGCUUAAGGGGUAUAGGUUUUAUGCUUCGAGUUUGUUGUUGUUGUAUGAUGGCGAAGCUGUCGAGGCUGCUGCUGAAGCGAGCCAGGGGAAGGAGGAGCCUGUCCAGCCGAAAGAGAUCACGAUCAAGAUCGUUGAUUUCGCCCAGAGCUUCGCACUUGAGGAUGGAUUGCCGGAGAAUGCACGGUACCCGCCUCAGCACCCUGACAGCUGCGAUCAGGGAUACUUGAGAGGAUUGCGGACGCUAAGAAUCUACUUCCAGCGAAUCUGGAGAGAAGCACACGGCGAAGGCGAAAUCGGCCGUGGCGAAGGCGAGGAGCUCAGUAGUUGGGGCGUCGAAGACGUCAUGGAAGAAGUCGCCGGACGUGGCGAAGCCUACGAUGACGGAGAAGUUUCUACAUGAGAACAGAGAAAGUUUGAGAUUGAUUGGGGAUGAAAGAUAUACUAGGUGGUUACCUUUCGUUUGAUCACAUUGCAAUUGCGCUUUUGCUUGCGUCUUUUAUAAGUUAUUAUCUUUUGCAAAAGGAAAGGAAGGAAACAUUGGGUUUAGCAUACGUUAAAGGGUUC
Molecule: messenger RNA, 2291 nt
Organism: Saitoella complicata NRRL Y-17804
Lineage: Eukaryota; Fungi; Ascomycota; Saitoellomycetes; Saitoellales; Saitoellaceae
Product: SAICAR synthase-like protein
Exons: 1
Coding region: 88-2127 (679 amino acids)
Biological process (GO): phosphatidylinositol phosphate biosynthetic process; inositol phosphate biosynthetic process
Cellular component (GO): nucleus; cytoplasm
Molecular function (GO): inositol hexakisphosphate kinase activity
Source: RefSeq, a predicted model, not a curated record